AUGGCUAACCCUCUUUUUGAUUUGUUUAUAAAUUAUAAAUUUGCUAAAGUCAUAUGGGACAGUUUGGAGAAAAAUAUAGUGCAGAUGAUGCGGGAAAAGAAGUAUGUAGUUGGAAAGUGGAUCAAGUUUCAGAUGGUUGAUGAUAAGCCAAUCAUGGAGCAGGUUCAUGAGUAUGAGAACUUGACUGCUGAUGUUUUGAACGAAGGCAUGGAGAUGUGUGAGAUUCUUCAAGCUAAUGUUCUGCUUGAAAAGUUUUCACCUUCCUGGAGUGAUUACAUGAAUCAACUGAAACACAAGAAAAAAAACUUAACUCUUCAAGAAUUGAUCAGUCACAUGAGGACUGAGGAAGCAAACCGUCUCAAAGAUGAGGAGGCAGAACGACUUAAGGAUAAGAUGAAAUCUCUCUCUCUCUUAAUUCUUCUAAAGUUAUCCUUGUGGAAUCUGCUAUGCAACCAAAGACAAGGACAACGCUCGAAGCAGGGAGGGAAAUCUCCGGUCCAAGAUAACCUUACUGAAAGUGGUGAUGUGAUUGCUGCUGUGGUCGUUGAGGUAAAUAUGGUGUCUAACAAGACUGAUUGGAUACUGGACACAGGCGCUUCAAGACACCUCUGCGCCAAUAAGGAAUUAUUUCAUGACUUUGAGGAGUCUACCGAUGGAGAGUGUGUCUACAUGGAUAACUAUGGAAACUUAAUUUCUGGUGCACUUCUCAACAAAGCAGGCCUUACACUUAUUUUUGAAUCUGAUAAAAUUAUUAUUUCUCGUGGAGGAGACUUUGUUGGGAAGGGUUACCUCAAUGGAGGACCCAAGACUUUUGAUGCCGUUUUUAUUGGUUAUGCUCAAAACAGUGCUGCAUAUAGAUUUCUAUCUUUGAAUGAUCAUUCUAUUUGUGAAUCUAGAGAUGCAGAAUAUUUUGAGCAUAUUUUUCUAUUGAAAGAUAUUGUUCCUACUGAUGUGCCUAAUAAUACUUCUACAUCUAUGUCUUAA
Nicotiana tabacum (common tobacco) is the source of this 984-nucleotide messenger RNA. NCBI's taxonomy places the organism in Eukaryota, Viridiplantae, Streptophyta, Magnoliopsida, Solanales, Solanaceae. The record is from RefSeq and is a predicted model, not a curated record.